AUGAGCCCCAGCGCAGUAGCCGAUGGGGCCGGGGCGGCCAAACGAGGCUGGCAGAAGAGCCCGGAGCAGAGCGGGCGGUGCCGGAGCUCCGGUGAGGCGGAGGCCGCCGCAGUCCCCGCCCGUCCGCCCGCUCGCCGGGAGGGGCCGAGCGCCGCCGCAGCAGAGCCGGGGCCGUGGGCACGGGGAACCGCCCGAGAACAGCCAGGCUAAAAAUAACCCUUCGCCUCAUGCUGUGUGGGAAAAUAAAGGAGACUGGAGAGGGAGUGCUCCUGGAUCAGAGCAGUUAAAGACCUGCUUGCUUUAAAAGCAUAGAUAGAAUCUUAUGUGCCUGAGGGGGCAGAGGGAAAGGAUAUAACCAGUGCCACUGUCUGGGAAAUCCCAUGGGAAAUAAGGCAUGUUCCCUUCACAGUGGCAGAGACCGAACAGCGUGAUGAGCUACUGAAGAGGCAGUCCUGCCUGCCCCACCGUACCUUCAUGUGCAGCCUGGGAGCUGCAGUUUAGCCAGCAUGUGCCAUCAGGAUGGCUGGGUCAGGAGUCAUGGGAGUGUUUCAACUGGGAGUCUGUGGCUUCGGAACAAACCAGGCACAUAGCUUGGGAGAAGACACUCUGAUGCUUCCCACCUUCUUUCAGCCAUCCACAGCUGUCUGGGAAAGGGCGCUCCAAGAGUGGUGAUGGGGAAUGCCAAUAACUCCCUGAUGGCCCUGCCUGUUCCUCUGUGCAGGAUGGUUCCCCCGCCACCUGUCAGCAAGCCCCACAUCUGCCUCUCCACAGUGCUCAUCAUGACCAGCCUUGUCCUCAUGGAUGCCUACCUGGUGGAGCAGAGCCAGGGCUCCAGGAAGCUGAGCAUCUGUGUCAUGGUGGCAGUGGGUGAUGUGUGCUUCCUGCUGGUGCUCCGCUACGUGGCCAUCUGGGUUGGGGCAGAGGUAAAGACAGCUAAGAGAGGCUAUGCCAUGAUCCUCUGGUUCCUGUAUGUCUUCGUUCUGGAGAUCAAAGUCUACUUUGUGUACCAGAACUAUAAAGCUGACCGGAAAAGCCUGGAUCUCAUAGCCCGCAAAGCACUGACCUUACUGCUCUCCAUCUGCAUCCCAGCCCUCUACAUGUUGUUGGUUGCCACGGAGCACAUGGAGUACGUCAGGACAUUCAAGAAGAAGGAAGAUCUCCGCAACCGCCUCUUCUGGGUCAUUGUGGACAUGCUGGAUGUGCUGGACAUCCAGGCUAACCUGUGGGAGCCCCAGAAGAAGGGGCUGCCCCUCUGGGCUGAAGGCAUCAUGUUCUUCUACUGCUACAUCUUGCUCCUGGUCCUUCCUUGCGUGUCCCUCUGCGAAAUCAGCAUGCAAGGGAUUGGCAUCAUGCCUCACCGGAUGAUGCUGUACCCCAUGCUGAGCAUGCUCACUGUCAACAUCACCACCAUCUUCAUCCGAGGCAGCAACAUGCUUUUCUUCAGGGAUGCCCGUGUCUCCAGCAUCUUCAUGGGCAAGAACUUGCUGGCCAUCGCUCUGAAGGUCUGCACGUUCGUGCAGUACCAGCGGCACCAGCACCACGUGCCCCCAGGGCUGGAGCAGGCCCCACAGCACAGCUCCCAGGCCCAGCCCUCCCCAGGGCUGCACAAGGGACGGGACCAGCCUGCCUGCCCCGAAGAGCUGGCCCAGGACAACACGUGACGAGCCAGCAGGGACCACAGCCUGGACACUGCCAUACCUGCAGGCCUGAGGUGGGCCACUGAGCUUCCUCCUGGACAGAGGGCAGUGGCCCCACUCCCUCCCUCCCUGGGCAAAGGUCCUCAGGGGUCGCAUGGCGAGAGGCCCCCACAGCAGCUCAGGACCUCAGCACCCCACUAAGCAAAUGGGGCAGUGGAAUGGAGGAGGAUGAGGCCCAGUUUGUCUGCUCCCCAUGCCCUCUGGCCAAACAGCCUCAGACUGGGGGCUGCACAGGGCACUGCUGUUGUGGUCCCUAGCUCAGUGCUUGGUGACAGCCUGCUCCCUAUGCUGGGGAGCAUGGCCUGGGCCUCUCCCUGCCCAUCACUCCCCUCACUCCUGGGGGCCCUGAGGGAGGACUGUCCUUUUUUGUAUCUCCCUCUUUGCAAUAAAAG
Messenger RNA from Melopsittacus undulatus (budgerigar), 2089 nucleotides. RefSeq names its product transmembrane protein 121-like. The record is from RefSeq and is a predicted model, not a curated record. Lineage: Eukaryota; Metazoa; Chordata; Aves; Psittaciformes; Psittaculidae. Bases 672 to 1661 code for a protein of 329 amino acids. The transcript is spliced from 2 exons.